CCCUCACCCUCUCUCCUUCCACACGUUCCACUUGUCACCACCUCACCGGAAAAUCCAACUUUUCCGGCCAACCACUCAAGACCAAAUGGCAUCCCUCGCAGCGUCCACGGCGUCCGCCUCUCUGGGCGUCAAGGAAAUGCUCGGCAACCCUCUAAACUUCACUGGUGCUGCCCGGCCUGCACCCUCGGCUUCCAGCCCAACUACCUUCAAGACUGUCGCACUCUUCUCAAGGAAGAAGGCGGCUCCCCCACCACCCAAGCCUAAGCCCGCUGCCGCCGCUCCCAUCAACGAUGAACUCGCCAAGUGGUAUGGUCCUGACAGAAGAAUUUUCUUGCCGGACGGUCUCUUGGACAGAUCAGAAAUCCCUGAAUACCUCACCGGAGAAGUACCCGGAGAUUAUGGUUAUGAUCCCUUUGGUCUGAGCAAGAAACCUGAGGACUUCGCCAAAUAUCAGGCAUAUGAACUCAUUCAUGCCCGGUGGGCCAUGCUUGGAGCUGCAGGCUUCAUCAUUCCAGAGGCCUUCAACAAGUUUGGUGCCAAUUGUGGUCCUGAAGCUGUUUGGUUCAAGACAGGAGCUCUACUUCUUGAUGGGAACACUCUGAAUUACUUUGGGAAGAACAUCCCCAUUAACCUUGUUGUUGCUGUCAUUGCUGAAGUUAUUCUUGUUGGGGGUGCAGAAUACUACAGAAUCAUCAAUGGCCUGAAUUUGGAGGACAAGCUUCAUCCAGGUGGUCCAUUUGAUCCAUUGGGGCUCGCAGAAGAUCCUGACCAGGCAGCAAUUUUGAAAGUUAAGGAGAUUAAGAACGGAAGACUUGCAAUGUUUGCCAUGCUUGGUUUCUACUUUCAGGCUUAUGUUACAGGCCAAGGUCCAGUUGAGAACCUGGCAGCCCACCUUAGUGAUCCUUUUGGCAACAACUUGCUCACUGUUAUUUCUGGAUCAGCUGAAAGGGUUCCUACCCUGUAAUUUUCUCUACUCUUGCACUCAAAUGUCAAUGUGUUGUAAAUUCAAUGAGAGCUUUUGAAGCAUUUAAUUGUAAUCAUCGAACUUUCACCCAACUGUUCUUACAUUAUAGUGUGCUCUUAAAUCUUAAUUAUUAGCUCAGUUUGAUUUGCUAUUUUCUCA
Messenger RNA from Nelumbo nucifera (sacred lotus), 1123 nucleotides. It is a transcript of the gene LHCB5, whose product is annotated as light harvesting complex of photosystem II 5. The record is from RefSeq and is a predicted model, not a curated record. Gene Ontology annotation, cellular component: membrane. Gene Ontology annotation, biological process: photosynthesis, light harvesting. NCBI's taxonomy places the organism in Eukaryota, Viridiplantae, Streptophyta, Magnoliopsida, Proteales, Nelumbonaceae.